Molecule: messenger RNA, 378 nt
Organism: Fonsecaea erecta
Lineage: Eukaryota; Fungi; Ascomycota; Eurotiomycetes; Chaetothyriales; Herpotrichiellaceae
Exons: 1
Coding region: 1-378 (125 amino acids)
Biological process (GO): transmembrane transport
Cellular component (GO): membrane
Molecular function (GO): ABC-type transporter activity; ATP binding
Source: RefSeq, a predicted model, not a curated record
AUGGCGUCUGGAUUUACGAUUCCAGAGAGGGUGGCCAUGACCCGCGUCUCGCAUGUCGCGAUCAAGAAUAUAGCUCGAUCUUUUCAGGCCCACAUUUUGAACCUUUCGAUGGACUUCUUCCGCGCCGAACGAUCCACCGACCUUCUUGCAGCUGUCGAAGAUGGUGAGGCCGUCAGUGAGUUGAUUGAGCAAGUGAUUUUGGACGUCGUUCCCACGCUGGCUGAUGUUCUUAUUGCCAUGAUAUAUUUAUAUUAUACCAUCAACGGUUAUGUCGCACUGGCGAUUCUACUACCAUCUGCUACCUAUUGCUUGGUGGCUUACUAUGGGGAGACCUGGGUGUCUGAAACAUCCAGAGAUUUUUUCCAGAAGCGUCGCUAA